CGUCUCCACCGUCGGCUGGGGCCGACGGGCAAGGAGGCCCACGCUCUGAAAAGGCUGCGUGAAGCUGCCAAUAGCAAUGAUUUGGACACAGUGCAGCAACUCUUGGAGGACGGAACAGACCCCUGUGCUGCGGACGACAAAGGCCGGACAGCCCUGCACUUUGCCUCCUGCAAUGGCAACGAUCACAUCGUCCAACUGCUUCUGGACCAUGGGGCUGACCCAAACCAGAGAGAUGGGCUGGGCAAUACUCCCUUACACUUGGCUGCCUGCACGAACCACGUUCCUGUCAUCACCACCCUACUGCGCGGAGGGGCCAGAGUUGAUGCCUUGGAUCGAGCUGGCAGAACCCCACUGCACCUUGCUAAAUCAAAGCUGAAUAUCCUGCAGGAAGGAUUCUCCCACAGCCUGGAGGCUGUACGCCUUGAAGUGAAGCAGAUUAUCCAGAUGUUGCGGGAAUACCUGGACCGUCUGGGGAGGCAUGAGCAAAAGGAACAGCUGGAUGACCUCUGCUCCAGGCUACAGAUGACUAGCACAAAGGAGCAGGUGGAUGAGGUUACUGAUCUCCUGGCCAGCUUCACAUCACUCAGCCUGCAGAUGCAGAAGAUGGACAACAGGUAAUGGGCUGCCAAAUCAUCUUCCUGAAGUAGCAGGAGAAGCCUUAGAGAGAAGAAAAGGAAGCUGAAGUUUGCUUCCCAGAUUGCUGGCUAAACAUUGCUGCCAGCAGCCAUUCCUGCCAGACUGACUCUCCAGUGGUGCUCAGGCUGUUCCUGUUGCUGCUGCCACAGCUGCCCCACGGGGAGGCAGCAGGCUUUGCAUAACAAAGGCGACAGACAAGAAUGCUGCAGCUGUGACUUUGGGAUAAAAGAGCUGCUCUACUUUUUACCAGUUGGGCUGGCAAUGAAUAGGGUACCCUUUCCAGAGAUAUUUUGCCUUCUCCCAAGUGUGUCAGUUCAAUGUAGGCAGUGACCAAUGCCAUGUGCAGCCAUGCCAUCAGCCCUGACUAGUGCACUCAGCAGCUGGCCAGCAUCAUGGAAAUGCUUGGAACAGGCACCUUUUACCACCUCCAUACUGCAAAACUUCAUGAGGGAGAAAGUGAAUGCCUUGAACAGCAGAAGGCUUUGUGCUAUGAGAAGAACACACAUUUAAUUCUGCACGCUAGAAGCUGAGCAAACAUUUUGCCUUAAGAAAGGUGCACUGAGGCUUAAAUCCUCACCUUCCCCAGAGUCUGCUGUCAGAGGGCAGAGAAUAUGUCUGGUUACAAGUGGGAUACAAAGUUUUUCAUGGUUAGAGUAACACCUUUCACUGAACACAUUUUUUAAGUCUGCUGCAAUUUAGUGCUUUAAUUUUGCUGUUUAACUCUUGCAAAAAAUAAGCAGGUACACAGCUAGCAGGUCUGAGCUGCCAUCAUGUGAGAAUAAGGAUUGGAGGGUGGCAGUCUUAACACAGUUCUAGUCAGACAUCUACAUCUUGGAAAAAAAAAAAAAACACCAUAGGGUUUUUUUGCUAAAACUUAAAACUUUUUUAGAAAAAGUUUGCUAAACUUUUGUGUUUCCUGUUACUGGCAGUCUCAGGCAAGAGGUCCAGUUGUGACAGGAGAACCUUAAGUGUAGUGUGAGAAAUGAAUUAUGGCUUAUGCUGGGAGCCUGAAGUGAUGCAGCUGUGAAAGAUGCAGGGAAAUGCUCUUGCUGCUCUCUUGCUUCUGCCCACUGUGGUUAGCAAUGAAGAUUUAGGUUGCUUUGUUGUGGAGCAGGGAUCUAGGCAAUCUUGUUGAUAGGGCACCAACAGUAACAGGGUGGCAGGAACAUGUCAAUAGUAAUCUGAGUUCCCACCUGUGUACCACAUCAUGGUAGCCAUAUCUAUCCCACAGCUUGGGAGUUGCUGGUUUGAAAGAGUUUAUUAUUAGGAUUCAGCUUAAAUAUGCAGCAGCCACAGUUCAGAGCAUUCUUCAGAGAUCUUUAGGUCAGCAUGUGCUGUGAUAUCUGCCUCUUGUCCAGGAAGAGGCUAAGUGGAUCUCUGCUCAAAGCUGAGAUACCAGAAAUAGGCAUGGCUUUUAGGUGGGUUCAUCUGUGGGCUGCUGGAGGACAGAGCUGGGAGCAACAGUCUCAUGGCUGGGCUGGAGCUGUCACUGUGAAUAUUGAUACGUCAUUAUAAUGUGCUAGAUGGGAAGGAUGCCAAGAGGGUGGGAGACAAUAUGACCUUUUUGUAUUUUCAAUUACAAUAAAAUCCUGUCAGCCCUUUAC
Molecule: messenger RNA, 2240 nt
Organism: Cyanistes caeruleus (blue tit)
Lineage: Eukaryota; Metazoa; Chordata; Aves; Passeriformes; Paridae
Gene: ANKRD54
Product: ankyrin repeat domain 54
Molecular function (GO): protein binding
Source: RefSeq, a predicted model, not a curated record